Gracilinanus agilis (Agile Gracile Mouse Opossum) is the source of this 1521-nucleotide messenger RNA. RefSeq names its product interleukin-18-like. Bases 30 to 623 code for a protein of 197 amino acids. Gene Ontology annotation, molecular function: cytokine activity. Lineage: Eukaryota; Metazoa; Chordata; Mammalia; Didelphimorphia; Didelphidae. The record is from RefSeq and is a predicted model, not a curated record. The transcript is spliced from 6 exons. Gene Ontology annotation, biological process: inflammatory response; immune response.
CUGCCGGUCCGGAGGAAGCAAGCAGAAAGAUGGCUCUUGAAACGCACUGUGAUCAAGAUACCAAUGCUAUCAACCUUAUAGCAAUGGAGCUUCGAGAUGGCACACUUUACUUCAAAGUGGAAGAUGAUGAUCACCUGGAAUCAGAUGACUUUUCUAAGGCUGAAAACUCCAAAAAUAUAAUCUUAAGAAACCUGGACAAUCAAGUUCUCAUGCUAACAAAAGAGGACACAGCUGUGUUUGAGCAUAUGACACAAAAAGAGAUUGAAGGAAAUGCACCCCAAACUAAAUUUAUAAUACAAACCUAUAAAGAGAGCAACCCCAGAGGUUUGGCAGUAGCUAUCUUGGUGAGGGACAAAAAACAGAUUUAUACUCUGUCCUGCCAGGGCAAAGAACUUCAAUUUCAGGCAGGUACUUCUCCACAUCUUAUUAAUUCUGAUGCAAGUGAUGUCAUAUUCUACCAAAAAAGUGUUAAAGGCCAUAAGAAGAUGCAGUUUGAGUCUUCAUUGUACCAAAAAUAUUUUCUGGCUUGUGAGAAGGAGGAGUCAGGCUACUAUAAACUCAUUUUAAAAAAAGUCUGUCAAGAAGAGGAUAAUGUCACAUUGUUUACUGUUAACUAUUGCUAGAAAAAAAGACAUAAAACCACUUUGAAAAAAAUUUCUUGCAAUUAACAGACAAAAAAGUAUGAAAAGAAAAAAGAUUCUUAGUGACCCAAAAAUUCUAAAACAAUUCAUCCAUAUAAUUAAAAUGGUAAAAUCAAGAAAUAUACAUCCAGUACAAUAAACAUAAUGGUUUAAACAAAAUAAAGGCAUCUAUAACUAUUGUAUCACAUAGCUAGUCACACUCCAAGAGUGACUUUAGGCAAGGCAAUUCAAUUAACUUUUCUGUGCCUCAGUUCCUUACUCUUGCCCCUUCACAAACUCUGUGUUCUAAGUAAACAGAAUUAAUAACUGUUCCCUAAUAUGCCACUUCUUACCAGUGUGCCAUGUAAAUAUACCUGCCAUCCUUCAUGCCUAAAAUGCACUCCUUCCUCAUCUCACUUGGGUGCAUCUUGGCUUUUCUUCCAACUUGGAUCAUUUCAGGUGCCUACCUGGAGCAUCCCAUGAGACCUCCUAUUCUCAUUAUCUCUCCCUUAUCAAAUAUUUUCAGAGUACUUAGCCGAGUAGCUCCUUUUCCUUUAGUCUCCUGGCUCAACAGACUCAACACCUUGAUGUCAUCUUUCACCUUCAUUUACUCAACAAAUAUUGACUUAGUAAUCAUUAUCUAUAUGGCUCCUAUCUCCUCUAUCCCUAUAUUUUGUCACCAAGUUCUAAUUAUUUUUUCCUUUGAAACAACUCCUAUAUUCUUUAUUCCCUUUCCAUUUCUGUUCCCAUUACCCACACGCUGGCCCAUUUAGGUGUGCUAGAGAUGUUUAACAGAUGGCUUUGGGCAGGGAGGGGAAUGUAUGCAUGACACUUAAGUUUAAUUUGGAUUAUUGACAUUUUAACCAUUACUUUCUUAAGACAAUAAUCAAUAAAAUAAUAA